AUGGCAACCGAGAACUUUACGCCCCUGAAGGGUCACUGUACAUGCAAGACCAUCACAUACGAAGUUCUUGCCCCCUUUCUCUGUACAAAUUGCUGCCAUUGCACAUGGUGCCAGCGCGAAACUGGUGCCGCCUUCGCCAUAAAUUCAAUAAUCGAAACAUCAAACUUUCGUUUCACUUCAGAGACUAAACCAAUCCUCAGCGACCUACCCACAGCCUCUGGUGACGGCCAAAAGGCUGCUCGAUGCCCGAAUUGCUCCGUAAUACUUUGCACUGAUUAUGGUGACGACUUCACGUGGACGACGUUUGUAAAAGUGGGAACAUUGGACGAUGAAAGCAAAAAUAUUGUCAAACCGGAUGUUCACAUUUUCACGUCCACUAAAAUGGAAUGGGUCGACUUGACUAGUGAAAAGAAGAGGGGUAUACCAAUUUUAGAGGCGUCCUAUAAAGCUGCUCAGGUGUGGAAGAAAGAUGCGCUGGAGAGGUUUGAUGUGCUGAAACAGAAGAUGAAGAAAGCGGAGGCGGAGAAAGAGGAGAGCAAGUCAACAGGCGAUAGAUAA
Talaromyces proteolyticus is the source of this 558-nucleotide messenger RNA. Its product is annotated as Mss4-like protein. The record is from RefSeq and is a predicted model, not a curated record. Gene Ontology annotation, molecular function: carbon-sulfur lyase activity. Lineage: Eukaryota; Fungi; Ascomycota; Eurotiomycetes; Eurotiales; Trichocomaceae. The coding region runs from base 1 to 558 and encodes 185 amino acids. The transcript has a single exon.